Messenger RNA from Daldinia vernicosa, 1128 nucleotides. RefSeq lists its product as uncharacterized. The transcript is spliced from 5 exons. The coding region runs from base 92 to 949 and encodes 285 amino acids. Lineage: Eukaryota; Fungi; Ascomycota; Sordariomycetes; Xylariales; Hypoxylaceae. Gene Ontology annotation, molecular function: zinc ion binding; ubiquitin protein ligase activity. The record is from RefSeq and is a predicted model, not a curated record.
CUUAAGUACCAGCACAUCUCUUAUCCGUAUCGUGAGUAGACUACAUAAAAUCGUCAUCUGAGAUUAUGCAAUAGAUUAUUAUAUAUCCAAGAUGAACAUACAACCUAAACUUAACACUUCGAACGGUGCGCGUACUUCGAGAAAACGCAAAGCCUCUUCCCCCUUCCAGGAGGAGGAUUGUGCGAAACCUAAGAAAUCUCAAAAGAAAGUCGAUACUGGAGAGAAACGUUUGAGAAGAUUUCGUGCUAAACCUCCCCAAAAUUUCUCCGCUGUUUAUGAUCGAGCUACAUCGCAAAGAUUCUACGUCCUCGAGAGGACGCGCGCUGGCACGGCAUAUUGCCCCGAGGAGUUCGUCGAGUUAACCGGCUCUACUGGUAACAUCUACGUCACCCACAUUGCACAGCAGCCUACCUGCACUUGUCCUCAUGCCCAAUCCGGCCAUCAAUGCAAACAUAUUAUAUAUGUCUUGUCAAGAGUUCUUCGUGCACGCUUCGACCUGGUUUAUCAGCUUGCCUUGCUAGCCACUGAGCUGCAGGAAAUCUUAGAGAAUGCCCCUCCCAUCGAGACGGAAGGCCAAUCCGGCGCAGAGACAUAUGACAAGAACCGCAAAUCCCUUGAGGAUGACUGCCCAAUCUGUUUCACGCCUUUUGAAGGUGCCGAAGACGCCGUCUACUGCCGUGCAACCUGCGGGCAGAAUAUCCAUAAAGAAUGUUUCGAGAUGUGGGCGGUCACCAAACGGAAGAGCACCAGGGAUCAGGUGACUUGUCCUAUGUGCCGCACCCCGUGGCAGGGUGACGAUGAUACAAUCAAGAAGAUCAAGAAUAAAGGCGUCAUCGGCUCCGAUGGCUACGUAAAUGUCGCUGAUCAGCUUGGAAUCAGCCGUACAAGGGACUACAGUACCUACUACGAUGGACCUCGCCGGGGUGAAGGUUAUAGAAGGUGGUGGUGAAGUAUGCACUCACUAUGGGCCUCUCGACGCGGUUUCUGUUACACAGUUAGAUUGUUGCAGCAUCCUCAUAGAAGUCUAGCAUACCGCGGCGUGGAGCUCCGGGACUAUUGUAACUAAUAUCGCGAACAGCACGGGGGAUAUAGUAUGAUAACCAGCUGAGCCUCCCCAUAUGCUGAGUA